Hibiscus syriacus is the source of this 1654-nucleotide messenger RNA. Its product is annotated as BRAP2 RING ZnF UBP domain-containing protein 1-like. NCBI's taxonomy places the organism in Eukaryota, Viridiplantae, Streptophyta, Magnoliopsida, Malvales, Malvaceae. Bases 83 to 1522 code for a protein of 479 amino acids. The record is from RefSeq and is a predicted model, not a curated record. The transcript is spliced from 11 exons. Gene Ontology annotation, cellular component: cytoplasm. Gene Ontology annotation, molecular function: ubiquitin protein ligase activity; zinc ion binding. Gene Ontology annotation, biological process: protein ubiquitination; Ras protein signal transduction.
UUCAAUUUUCAAGGAUCAUUUCCUUUAUUAGAUAGAGCUGUGUCAGGCUUUCCGAAAAGCGAGUGAACUCAAUUACACCACCAUGUUCAUCAUCCGAGUUCACUCAGUGGACACCGAGUUACAACUCGCCGACGCCGAAGAAAUCGAAUUCUAUGCCACCACCUCCCCAUCAAACCCUAACCCUAAAUUACGUGAAAGGAGAGGGAUCGUCAACCUCUAUCGAGAGGCCUCACAGAGCUCCCUCCCCAACCCUAGCUCUCGCUCCACUUCCCUCUUCGUCGUCGCCGUCCCCAACUAUCUCUCCGCCGCCGAUCUCGUCCGUUUCGCCGGCUCCCACCUCGAGAAUGUCUCCUACCUCCUCUUCAUCCGGAAUGAUGGAAUAGAAGAUAGGUAUAGCGUAUUAAUUGAGUUGGUUAACCAGUCGGCGGCUGAUGCGUUCUAUUUUAGCUUGAACGGGAAGAGGUUUUCGCCUGCUGAGGCUGAGUUAUGCCACAUCCUUUUUAUGCAUUCUGUCGAAUACACGGAAUUGUCCGAGAUUGCAAGCACGCCUCCUGAAGGAUUUGCUGCGUUGCCUACGUGCCCCAUUUGUCUCGAGAGAUUGGACCCAGAUACUAGUGGGAUACUUAAUACAUUUUGUGACCAUUCGUUUCAAUGUUCUUGCACGUCAAAAUGGACUUACAUGUCCUGUACAGUCUGCCGGUUUUGCCAGCAGCAGGACGAGAAUCCGGUCUGUUCUGUUUGUGGAUCUGGAGAGAAUCUUUGGAUCUGCUUGAUAUGUGGUUUCAUGGGGUGUGGAAGAUAUAAAGAAGGCCAUGCCGUUAGACAUUGGAAAGACACACAGCAUCGCUAUUCCCUUGAGUCGAUAUCACAGCAGAUAUGGGACUAUGUGGGUGAUGGUUAUGUUCAUCGAUUAAAUCAUUCAAGAGUUGAUGGCAAACCGGUCGAGAUGGACUCUCGUUGCACAUCAAUCGAAGGAACUUGUCGUUCCUGUGGCUGCGGUGAUGAUUCCAGAAUUAACGAGGUCAUCUAUAGCAGCAAAGUUGAAGCGGUUUUCGAUGAGUACAGCCGACUUCUGGCUACCGAGUUAGAGAAACAAAGACAAAAUUAUGAAUCUAUGCUCGCGGAAGCCAAAAGCAAAAGAGAGAGUACGAUUGCCGAAGCCGUGGAGAAGGCUGUGACAUCGGAAAUGCAGGACAUCCAGAGUAAUCUGGAUAAGUGCACAGAGGAAAAAAAUGCUCUUGCCGAGGUCAAUCGUAAGCUCAUAAAAGACCAACAAGUUUGGCGCGAUAAGGUCAAGGAAAUCGAAAAGAGGGAAGCCUCCGAGUCAAGGUUGAUGGAUGAGAAGAUAAUUGAUCUGGAAGAGCAGAUACGCGAUCUCAAGGUCUAUAUCGAAGCUCAGAAGACACUUGAUACGGCGGAUUCAGAUAGUAUCCGGGGUGGAACGGUCUUGCCUGUUCCGUCUACGCAAUCGUCAUCUGCUAGCAGCAGGAGGCACAAGAAAUCGAGUCGAAGACGGAAUUAGGUAAAUGCACAAUCAUGGUUUUUGUAUAGUUGAAUAGAUUCCUGAAGAUUAAGGAACAGUAUGAAUGGCCAAUGUCUUGUAACAUUUGCAUGAAGAUGAACAAGCUAAACAAAUUGGUGAGAUAUUAAACAA